Messenger RNA from Synchiropus splendidus (mandarinfish), 5561 nucleotides. It is a transcript of the gene arhgef3, whose product is annotated as Rho guanine nucleotide exchange factor (GEF) 3. The record is from RefSeq and is a predicted model, not a curated record. The transcript is spliced from 12 exons. Bases 3118 to 4986 code for a protein of 622 amino acids. Lineage: Eukaryota; Metazoa; Chordata; Actinopteri; Syngnathiformes; Callionymidae. Gene Ontology annotation, molecular function: guanyl-nucleotide exchange factor activity. Gene Ontology annotation, biological process: positive regulation of Rho protein signal transduction; intracellular signal transduction.
CCUCACAUGAAUCAAAGCAACUCGUUUCUUGUGCAGGGCUUUUGAUUCAAAUCACGUUUUUUUGUUUAUGUUUUGGCCCAAGUUCUCUGUCUUUUUGUGGGACGCAUCGGUUCCGUUCGUGGGGCGGCGGUUCUGUUUUGACAGUGGCUCGUCCAGAGGUUCCUCGGUCCGAUGCAGACAGGUGAUGAUGAACUUCAGCCCCGAUCCAGGUCAAGAUUGCAUAAGAAGACUUGCACUUUCUCGCUUCCCUCUCCCAAUGGCUGGUCCCUCAGAGCGAAAUUUCUAUCCUCCCUCUGUCCUUCACCUCGCCCAUCCCUCCAUCCUGAUCCGCUUCUUCGUUGCAUCACAACCCCACAACAGUCCAUAAAAACUGAAACUAUUGUUGAGUGAUUGAUGCGGCAGCAGCUUCAAAAGGUCACGUCAGAUGCCCCUCUCCCAGUCAACAUCCACCAUCUCUCAGGCCAGUGGGGAGAUAUAAUGCCGUGCCUGAAUGGCCUGAACCACCUCUAAAGGAAGGUGUCCAGGGUGAAAUGCACAAAACACCUCAACUCACUCAUUUCAAUGGGUUAGGAAACAGCAGCUCUACUCUACUACGAGUUGAAAGAGCAAGUUGAGGCGGUUCUCCUUCUUCUUCUCACCCCUUUUCUCGUAUUCUUUACUUCCUCAAUGAUACCUUUCCUCCCUUCACUCUGUAUUCUCCUUUGCCCCUUUCACUGUCCCCUCAUCAUUUCCUUCUUGUCCCUUCAUUUCAUCAUGCUUCACCUCCAUUGCCUUCUAAUGUUCACUCUUCUUUAUCAACUUGUCCCACCUGUCCUUGUCUAUUUCUCUCUGCAUUGUCUCCUUUAUCCAUCUCUCCAUCCCUAACCCCGAUAUUCAUUCCCUCCCUUUAAAGCCAUAGCAGUUCCACCUCUCAUAAUUCUACCCUCAUCUUUCCCUUUCCAUGCCUCUUUGCGUCCUCCCUCCUUUCCUUUUAGGUGCCCCCUGAUAAUUGCUCAUCACAACGGUCCAUAAAAACUAAAGCUAUUGUUGAGUGAUUGUUUGAUGCGCAGUAUAAAUGCACUUGCUUUGUGUGACUGGUCCUAUUUUUAGUCAGCGCUUCUUUCCCCCGUCAAUCGUCACGUCCUGUUUGUCCAGAGGGAGCUGAGUGGACACACAAUGAGGAGGGUUCCUGUUCCUGAGGGUCUGUUGAGCCACUCAGAGGUCGCAGAGUAGAAGAAGAGCUGAUGAUGUAGCAGGAGGAUGGAGCGAGCCGAGAGGAGAAGGCUUGGGAAAUAAAUUGGAAGCAGAAAUAAAUUAGAAUCAGAAAACGUUAUCCUGCAGGAGGAUGUUGGAGUAAGAAAGAGAAGGAUCAACGUUGGUGUGGAAGACGGUUGUUUUUCAGUUUGAGCUCAAAGAUUUGGAGAAUGGGCUGCUGCCUGUUUGUUUACUAUCUGGUGAGUUUGCAGAAGACAGCAUAGUAAACUGAUGUUCCACUUUAAUGACUAUAACAAAUGUGGAGUGAUAAUGACUCAUUAUAAAAAAAGGCCAUCUAAUCGAAACUAAUAUCUUCAAUGUUCCAUUGACUGGGAUUCAUAUGCGCUUAGCAGCAUGGCUUGUAAGGAAUUUAAAUCCCAUAAAACUUUUGUUGGUGCUUGCAAAAGUAUGGCUGGAUAGCAUGGUGUUAGAAUUAUGAUAAGAUUUUUCUCAUGUAGCCGUUGGUUAAAUAUGUUUAACGCUGCAGUGGAGUCACAGUGAGAUUGUAAAGGGAGUCCCCCAGUCAAAGGUCGGCAGGUUAUAUAAUAUCCAGGACACACAAUAGAGAACAAACAAGCACUUUUCCUCCUAUUCACUGUUUGCCCCCUCUCUGUCAUCUCAUUUAUCUACUCCCAUCAUUUUAAUCACUUAGCUGUGUCACUUCUUAUCACCUAUUUCUUUCCUUUAACUGUAUCUUGCCUCUUUGCUUCUUCUGAUUUGCUUCUUAUCUGCGUGUGUUCUGUGUGUUUUCCAUGCUCCUCCUAUCAAGCAUAUGGGUUUGUCCUCAGUGACACCAGCAGUAAGAUGUGUGUUUGUGUUGGUUUGUGUUGUGUUAGUUACAUGUCAUGACCCUCAGAGAGACUUUCAGAUAAAGAUGUAUUUACCAAGGUGCAAGAUGAUUAAGAAAGUGGCAGGUGAGGACCCUGGUUUCUGACUGGAUGCUAAUAAUGCUAAUAAUAAUGCUAAUAAAUGAUAAAUAAACCACUUAGAAUGCAUGCCAGUUUGCAGUGGAAAAAUAUACACAAAAAUAAAAACAAUUGAUCCUAAUUCAUGUCAAAUUAUAGUGAUUAUAAUGCUGGUGACUUAAUUUUAUGAAGUCUAUUCCCAUAGUGAACUGUGAAUGGUUAAAGCAUGAAUAAGAUCCAAUGGUUUCAAUAAAUUUUGAUUUUCAGUUUUUGGCCAAGUCUGUCAUUGAGUGUAUCACUUCUAAGUAAGAUUUCAGACCCUCAGCUGAUGAGUUCCACCAAUUCUAAAUCAGUGUGUCUUGAGGCGCGACACAUGACAGGCUGGACACACAGGCCGAGGGACAACAGAAACAAUAGCAAAGGAGUGAGGCGGUGCACAGACCAGUGACAGGUUUCCUGUUGUUGUUGCCAUGACAGCAAACAGGAAGUGUUGAGCCCUUGCACCUGAGCAGCUUCCUGUCUAACAAUUGAUGGUUGACAUAUUUACCGCAGAAGGAAUUGAUCUCCUUCCGGUCUAUUAGUGUGAAACUAUAGAGGCUCAAAUUUGAAUUUCAAGUUAAGGAUUGUUUGGCUGGUCCUAACAAGGUUAGGGUGAGAGGCUGGGGAAAGCAUUAUGGCAAUGACAAACGUACUAACAUGUAUAAAACUUUUCACAGAUCUAAAGCAUUUUUGCCUUACUUGUGAGUACCAAGACUUUACAAGCCACCUUCUUGUGAGGUCCUUUUGCUUUGUGAGGAAAUUUUGGCCUGUCCUCACAAGGUUUAGAGGGUAAAGAGUAUUUUCAAGUUGUGUUUACUUGUGAGCUUUUAGAUUGUGUUUACAUUUUUGUGCGUAGAAGCAAUGCCUUUUGUGUCCAUUUGUAUAACUUUGUUUGUUAUUAUUAUAUUGUGUGUUAUUGUAUAUUUGGGUGAGUAAAAAAAUGUCUGUGAGAGAGAGUUGUGUGAUGGUUGUUGAUUUAUUUAUUUAUUUGUUUAUUUUUUUUGUGUUGUUUGGGUGCUUCCAUCCAGAACUGAAACAUGUAUGUGUGUUUGUGUUGCAGAAGAAGCGGAAGCAGGCAGAUCGAGAUGCGGACUCCCUCAGUCUCUGCAGUCUGGACAUUAAUGAGCCCAGCAGCAAGCGCAGCAAACCUGUAUCCAGAGUGACGUCUCUGGUUGGCCUACUGCCGCCGGUCAAGGCGGCGCCUCUGAAGAGGAUCAGUCAGACGCUGCAGCGCUCCAUCAGUUUUCGAAAUGAGAAUCGGACUGAGAGAGCUGCCCCAGCUUCACUCUCUCCGCCUCCCGUCCUGUCCACCAUGAAGACCAAAGUCAUCUCAACUACGCUGUCCAAUGUGUCAUCCUCCACCGCCACCAUGAGGGUCUCCUCGGGGACAGGCUCGGGCGCCAAAAGACGGGACAGCAAACUCUGGAGCGAGACAUUUGACGUCUGUUUGGGAGCGACGGAACCUCUUAGUCCCAAAGAGAUCAAAAGACAAGAGGCCAUAUUUGAGCUGGCUCAGGGGGAGCAAGACCUUGUGGAGGAUCUCAAGUUGGCUACAAAGGUGUAUCAUGAUCCCAUGCUGAAGCUGUCAAUCAUGACUGAGCAAGAACUGAAUCAGAUCUUUGGAACUCUGGACUCCUUGAUUCCUUUGCAUGAAGAUCUGAUGAGUCGUCUCAGAGAUGCCAGGAAACCAGAUGGCUCCACUGAACAUGUAGGCCACAUUCUAACUGCCUGGCUCCCAUGUCUCUCCUCGUACACUCCGUACUGCAGCAAUCAGGUGAAGGCCAAAGCUUUGCUGGACCAGAAGAAGCAAGACCUCCGGGUUCAGGACUUCUUGCAGCGCUGUCUCCAGUCUCCUUUCAGCAGGAAGUUGGACCUAUGGAACUUCCUGGACAUCCCCCGCAGUCGUCUGGUGAAGUACCCUCUGUUGCUCAGGGAGAUCUUGAAGCACACACCAAACGACCACCCGGAUCGACAACACCUGGAUGAAGCGAUGCUGAUGGUUCAGAACGUUGUUGCUGACAUCAACAGACAGACGGGAGAGUCAGAGUGUCAGUACUACAAGGACCGUCUUCUGUACACCGAGGAGGGUCUGAGGCACGAGCUCAUCGAGCGAUCAAAGACCCUCAGCUGCCAUGGAGAGCUGAAGAACAACCGAGGACUGAAGCUCCACGUGUUUUUGUUCCAGGACGUUCUGGUCAUCACUCGGUCGCACUCGCUGAACGACCACCCGGUCAGCUACCAGCUGUGUCGACAGCCAAUCCCCAUCCGGGAACUGGACCUAGAAGACCUGUUAGAUGGAGAGAUGAAGGUGGGCGGGUCCAUUAGAGGAGCCUUCAGCAACAACGAGCGCACAAAGAACUUCUUCCGAGUUUGGUACCGUAGUGGUGUUCAGCUGCAGAGCCACUGCUUCCAGGCAAGCGACGCCUUCAACAAGCAGCAGUGGAUCAACUGUAUCAGACAAGCCAAGGAGGCAGCAGCGCUUCCUGCAGACAACACUGGAUCAGAACAGAAGGAAAGGGUGUGCCGGGAUUCAGAUGCCUCGGAGAAAACAACAGGACUAGAUUUGAUGGAAGACCAUCUUCACUUAGAAGAAGAGAUGUCUACAACAUGUAGUGGAAGUGAAGAGAUGAAGGAAGAAACAGGUUCAGAGGAGGAGACGGGAAAAGGACCAGAAGAGGACCAUAGAUCUGAUGAUAUUCAAGACUCUGUACAGAUCCCAACUUGUACAGAGGUGGAUAUGAGAGGUAUGGAGGACAAACAGAAGGUGGUGGAGACAGUGAACACUGGCAUCAAUGAUUUCAGAUGCUGACAGCUGGACCAAAGAGCCAAUCAGAACAACACUCGUCUGAGACUUUCAAUGUGAAAAAAUGAUAAAACUGCCGGCAGCAUUUAUUCUCGCAGAUAAACAUGGGUAAGACUGGGUGGCGGUGAGAGAGAACUGGGCAGGCAAAAGUAGUCACAGAUGUGAGUGUCUCACACCUGAUGGUGAACACACAUAUGCGACUCAAACCCACACAAUUACAAAUCAUGAAUAAACUGUGUAAUUUGCGAGACAAAGUAUUUUUAAAUUGUAUUGUUCUCCCAAACAACUCAUCUUAAAAUAUAGAAAUUUGUCAUGAAUUCCAUAUUUGCAUUUAAUAAAAUGAGUAAAAUAUUUACAUCUCACACCUGUCACCUAGUUCACUUUUCAUUUCUCUUCCAAACAGCAAAGUCUAAGCUACAAUUCCAAGUAGUUUUCAUGUAUGUGCUGUAUCAAUAAUAACUGUACAUUAUCUUUAUCUGUAUAUAAAUGAAGGACAAAACCAAGUUUGUUGUUGUGCGUCUCGACUCAACACUUGAAUGAUACUGUACUACUUGUUUGAAAAACUGAAAUAAACUUCUGAA